UGGAUGUGCUAUUUCAGGACAGGAAAACUCCCCCUCGCAAUUUCUCAUUCUCCAUGUCUCCUGGACGUGAACGCAGGGAGGUAAAAGGCGGCGAUGUGAGCUUGUCAGAUCGGAGCGGGCUCUCUCUUUCACAUCAGACCUUCAGGCUCUGACUGGGGAGAUUUGCUUGCAUGCCUUCUCCUUGGGGCUGCUGCCGUGCGCUGCGGAUAUAACGGGACUCCAGUGGCAGCCCGGGCUUGACUUUUAAGUGGAUCAUUAUACAUAGAAUGGAUGGCAUAUCAGUCACUGACCCCACAGAGUCAACACUGGGAAAACGAGUGAAUCUGCUUAACCAGGAACCAUCAAGCUGACAGAAGCACGCUGGGUCGUCCUCCACAGUGGAACAGCCAGCCUUUGGUUUAGAUGAGAGCAGCGCGUCCACAUGGGAACCACAUAGAUGGAUUUUAUUAAGGACCCUCGUGAACAAAAUGCUCUUUUAUCUGCAAAAUAAGAACAACAGGGUAUGCUCAUUUGAUGUCAGUGACAGAUUUGAACCAUUUGCAGCAUGCGGUCAACAGGGACGCAUUUCUCCUCACACCUCCUGGACUCUUGACUUAUCACUGACUCUAUUUUUGUCUGUUGUGCUCCCCAAGUUCUCGGAUAACUGAUUUUGACCGCGACGCCAUGUCUCUACCCAGGCGGAGGAAAAUCAGGACUUUGGUGCUGCUGUUUUGCAUCAUCACAUUUACAACAUUUCUGUUCAGUUACACGUUCCGUGACCCGUCGCUCUACUUCUUCAAGUACGCGUUCCGCCUUUCGGACAACUUUUUCUCCAAAGGUCUGUGCGCCUGCCACCAGUGUAUGACGGAGGUGGAGGAUGACCCCUGGUUCACUGAGCACUUCAACCAGUCCAUUCACCCAUUAAUGACAAGAGAGAACAGCGUCCUGUCUGAUGAAACCUUCAGGUGGUGGCAGUGGUUGCAGUCAGAGAGGCAUCCAGCCAACUUCACUGAAGUGGUGGAGGAGCUGUUCCAAGUCAUUCCUGAUGAGGUGCUUUACAUGGACGCCAGCCCCGAACGCUGCAGGACCUGCGCUGUGGUGGGGAACUCUGGGAACCUCAAGGGAUCCCAGUACGGCAGCCUCAUCGACUCCAGUGACCUCAUCAUAAGGAUGAACCAGGCUCCCACCACUGGGUUUGAAGAGGAUGUGGGUGCCAGAACAACUCAUCAUGUCAUGUACCCAGAAAGUGCCAUAGACCUGGACAACACCACAAGUCUCGUGUUGAUCCCUUUCAAGACUCUGGACCUUCAGUGGGUCAUUAGUGCCCUGACCACAGGCUCCAUUAAACACACAUACAUACCUGUUAUAUCAAGAAUAAAGGCAAACAAAGAAAAGGUGCUGAUUUACAGUCCUACCUUUUUCAAGUACGUCUAUGAGAGCUGGCUUGAGGGUCACGGCCGAUAUCCCUCCACCGGCUUCCUCAGCUUAUUGUUUGCUAUUCACAUAUGUGAUGAGGUCAGCGUGUUUGGAUUCGGUGCAGACCAGUAUGGAAACUGGCAUCACUACUGGGAAGAGAACCAUUUGGCUGGAGCUUUCCGACACACAGGAGUCCAUGAUGGAGAUUAUGAGUAUAAUGUCACGCUGCUGCUGGCAGACAAGCACAAAAUCAGAAUGUUUAAAGGAAGAUGAUGCCAAGUAUGUGUGUAGCUUAAUGAGAACCGAAUUAACUUUUAUCAGCCUUCUCUUCUUCUUCUUCUUUUUUCCCCGCACUGGGGUCAUGAUUUCCAAAGACUAUCUCAUAACUUUUCUCGGGCUAUCCAGAGCUUUAAACACCACGGAACAAGAAAAACCAACCCACACAGAAGAACUAGAUCAUCAAGCUUGUUGUUAACUACAUUUACGCUGCUAUUCCAGCAGUGUGGUUUUUACUCACAAAAACAACAGAGCUUUUGUCUCUGGAUGUGUAACCGUUCACAUUCCCAUGUCAGGACAGACCAGCAAAACAAACAGUGUGUGGAUUCAUCUCCGGUAACCCAAAACAUGAAUGCAUAUAGGAAGGUUUGCCACCCCCCUGCACGGUGUUUAACCAAGGUGUGGAGGAAAGGACACCCUGUCACCUAGCCACAUCAAUAACCAGCUAUUGGUCACUUUGGUACUAUUAUGUCAUGUGUGUAUAUUCCAUCUGUUCUUUUAAUAACAUUUUAUGUUUGUGAACAUGCCACAGACAUAAAAAAGCUCAUUUUGUUGACAUUAAUAGACAAGAUGCCAUAAUCUUUCAAUUUAUAGCCUGUGUAUGGACGCACAGAGAGUGAUUCUGCGCAAAGUUCAUGGCUGGCCUCUAUGCAGGACGUCACAGCUGAGAGAUGAGAAUAUC
Messenger RNA from Myripristis murdjan (pinecone soldierfish), 2353 nucleotides. Its product is annotated as CMP-N-acetylneuraminate-beta-galactosamide-alpha-2,3-sialyltransferase 1. Gene Ontology annotation, molecular function: beta-galactoside (CMP) alpha-2,3-sialyltransferase activity. Bases 664 to 1668 code for a protein of 334 amino acids. The transcript has 7 exons. The record is from RefSeq and is a predicted model, not a curated record. NCBI's taxonomy places the organism in Eukaryota, Metazoa, Chordata, Actinopteri, Holocentriformes, Holocentridae. Gene Ontology annotation, biological process: sialylation. Gene Ontology annotation, cellular component: membrane.